CUCAUAUUAUAACAUAAAUACGUACUUAUAGAACAGAAGUCGCGUUACUCGUCACACUCCGUUCGAUGUUGUAUAACAUAAUAUUAUUAGGUAUAGUUUUGGUCUAUUCGUAAAAUCGCGAUGUCGUAGACGCGUCCGCGGCACCGAUUAUCAAGAGUCCUGAGAAUAACGUCGUCAUAGAUAUAUUAUUAUACUCGACCGUAUUUCUACUUUUAUCGAUAUAUUAAAAAAUAAUUACAGUCCGAUAACAUAAUAUAACAUUUAAUUAUUAUUAUUAUACAAUAUUGAAUAUACAAUAACCGCCGUAAAGCCUCCGACAUCGGUGUUUGCUCGUUCGACUCGACCGGCUAUACAGCGACAGCGGCCAAUCGACCAUGCCGUCCGCCAAAUGUUUUUUGGGCUGCACUAACGUCCGGUACGGUGCACGCAUCGUGUCCAUAUUGGACUUUACGACUACAAACCAUGUCCGUGGACGUAGUAGGGCAGACACUAGAAAUGUAUCUAAAUUUCUCCAAUGACCAGAAUCUCAAACCGAAUGGCCUGUGCAGGAUCAUAAAUCUAAGUUUUGUGGAUGUCGAGACCUCGCAAUCUCAUCGACAAAACGAGACAAACGAACGCGAUCAAAUCGCAAUAUUUUGAACAAAUACAAAUAUACAAUAUGGUAUUUUGAAAUAUGUACUUAAAAUAAAUUUCUUUUGUCACGUUGAUGACCAAUCGACCAAACAACAAACAUACGUACCUUGGUGAGUGACGACUGAUAAGAAAGCGGUGAAGAGCACGGACAGCCGCCAAUCUGCAUGUGUAGCAUAUAUGCAUGGUGAUGCGCAUGUAACCGGCCAAGUAGAGCAUGCACAAACAAUUUACAAUUUAAAAAUUCUCAAAGCUUGUUUGAGUAUGAAAAACCACAUUAGGUUCUAGAUAAUAUUCUUACUUCUAAAUGUUAUGACAGGUCAAUUCGCUCCAGUAUUAAUCAUAACAGAGUUAAAUGGAUUUCCAGAACGUAUAAUUAACCAUUUUAUGCGUUUGUAAGACGGAGACAACGCAUGCGGGUGUACCGCAGGGUUUUUAGACCAUAGUCUAAAAACCUUGGUUGUUCCGUCCUAUUAACAAUUAUUUUUAGUAAUAACUAAUAAACAAGUAAUAACUACUAAUAAGUAAUAACUUAUAACAAUAAUAAUUAUAGUUUUUAAAUAAAAUAAUUAUUUUAUCGUGCGCAUCACGACAGCACUGUACAGACGCAUGUGCCCAUCGUAUAAUAAUUGUAUUCAUAUUAUAAUGUAUUCUGUUUUCGGCGGCAGUCUGUAGUCAGUUCCCGAGGUGAGUGGAUCGAUGUACUCUGUCUGUUAAUAUUAUUUUUUACAUUGUUCUUUUAAAAAUAUGUUUUAUGUAUUAUCCGUUUAGACAGAACAACCGCAAUACAGAAUUCACUGUAUUGGGUACGCCGCGUCUGAAACAUUACAAUAAAACUAUGCCACGAGUCAAUCCUUGCAGCAAAUCGACUUUAUUUCAAAUACUUCGUUUUUCGUCAACGGAAACGACGGCUGUCAAAGAAUUUAACGAAAUCCCAGGACCAACAUCUCUGCCUCUGGUCGGCACCCUUUACCAAUAUUUACCUGUAUUCGGUAAGUACAAAUUUGACCGAUUGCAUCACAAUGGGUUGGCGAAACUCCGUCAGUACGGACCAGUUGUCCGGGAAGAUAUUGUGCCCGGCGUGUCCAUAGUGUGGAUAUUCAAACCGGAAGACAUCGAGACGCUUUACCGGAAAGAAGGCAGGUACCCGGAAAGACGUAGUCAUUUGGCAUUACAAAAGUACAGAUUGAGCAAACCAGAUGUGUACAACACUGGAGGACUUUUGCCUACAAAUGGCUCGGAUUGGUGGAGACUUAGAAAGGCUUUCCAAAAACAUUUGAGUAAGGUCCAGUGCAUCAAACGGUACGUGGAUAGUACGAACACAGUAGUUGGAGAAUUUAUAGAUCGAAGAAUAAAACGCGCAGAACUCAGAGACGAUUUCGGCCCCGAACUAUCCAGGCUCUUCCUAGAACUGACGUACUAUGUCGCCUUCGACGAGCGACUACAGCGGUUCAAAGACGAAGAAUGGGACUCAGAUUCGGAGUGUUCGAAACUGAUCAAAGCGGCUCAUGACAUAAACAGUGCGAUAAUGAAGACCGAUAAUGGACCACAACUGUGGAGAAAGUUUGACACCCCCAUGUAUAAAAGUAUACAAAAAGGACACGAACAAAUUGAAAAAAUUGCGCUUAGAGUUGUAAAUGAAAAAUUGAUCAGUAUUAAAACGACAGACUCCAAAACAUCAUUGUUGGGAGAAUACUUGAGCUCAGACGACACGGACUUCAAAGACGUAAUUGGAAUGACUGUUGACACUUUGUUAGCGGGAAUCGACACGGCGACGUAUUCGUGUUGUUUCGGACUGUACCAUUUGUCGUCGAACCCGGACGUUAGGGAGAAAAUGUUCGAUGAGUCGCGUGCCCUGCUACCAGACAACCACACACCAGUCACCGAUAGGGUGUUGGAGCGGGCCGUGUACGCGAAAGCGGUCGUCAAGGAGAUGUUCCGGAUGAAUCCGAUAUCGGUGGGCGUCGGCCGGAUACUGCCCGAGGAAUGCGUGUUUUCCGGGUACAGAGUCCCGGCAGGAACGGUCGUCGUCACGCAAAACCAGGUGAGCUGCCGCCUGGAAGAAUACUUCCGGCGACCCAACGAAUUUUUGCCAGAGAGAUGGAUAAAGGGAAGCGCCGAAUACGAGCCGGUCAGUCCGUAUUUGGUUUUACCUUUCGGUCACGGACCUAGGACGUGCAUAGCGAGACGUUUGUCUGAACAAUUCCUACAGGUCGUACUGAUAAAAAUCGUCAGAAACUUUGAGAUGACAUGGACGGGACCAAAGCUGGACAGUGAAUCAUUAUUGAUAAACAAACCGGACGGACCGAUAUCUAUAAUAUUCAAGACCAGAGACUGAACAAUAUAAUAUUUCAAUUGUAAUCCCUUCACUUGAUAUAAAAACAAGUACCUACCUUCCCAACGAAUUAUAAUUUAUAUAAGAUGUGUUUUGAUAUUAAAAUGCAGCUCGAAAACGUU
Molecule: messenger RNA, 3087 nt
Organism: Acyrthosiphon pisum (pea aphid)
Lineage: Eukaryota; Metazoa; Arthropoda; Insecta; Hemiptera; Aphididae
Product: cytochrome P450 302a1, mitochondrial
Exons: 9
Coding region: 1385-2968 (527 amino acids)
Molecular function (GO): monooxygenase activity; iron ion binding; heme binding
Source: RefSeq, a predicted model, not a curated record